Molecule: messenger RNA, 1925 nt
Organism: Gavialis gangeticus (Gharial)
Lineage: Eukaryota; Metazoa; Chordata; Crocodylia; Gavialidae
Gene: NDUFAF7
Product: NADH:ubiquinone oxidoreductase complex assembly factor 7
Exons: 9
Coding region: 16-1314 (432 amino acids)
Biological process (GO): mitochondrial respiratory chain complex I assembly
Cellular component (GO): mitochondrion
Molecular function (GO): protein-arginine omega-N symmetric methyltransferase activity
Source: RefSeq, a predicted model, not a curated record
GAGCGAGCGGCAGCCAUGAGCCUGGCGGUGGGUGCGGGGCGCCGCCUGCUCGGGGUCCUGCGGCGCGUGGCUGGGCAGCGCGCGGGCGGAUCGGGGCCGCAGCCGGGUUUGCUGCAGCGCCUGGCGCUCCGUAUCCGCACCGCGGGGCCCCUCUCGGUGGCCGAGUACAUGCGGGAGGCGCUCACCCACCCCGCGCAGGGUUACUACAUGCAUCAUGACAUGCUUGGAGAAAAGGGGGACUUUGUGACUUCACCUGAAAUAAGCCAGAUCUUUGGGGAGUUAAUAGGGAUAUGGUAUGUUAGUGAAUGGAUGGCCACUGGCAAACCUAAAACUUUUCAACUUGUGGAACUGGGCCCAGGUAGAGGCACUCUUACAGGUGAUAUUUUACGGGUCUUUCACCAGCUUGGCUCUUUACUCAAUAAAUGUAACAUUUCUAUUCAUCUGGUCGAAGUGAGCCCCAAAUUAAGUGAGAUCCAAGCACUGACCCUGACAGGGGAGAAUAUACAACCAGAAUCUGAUGAUACUUCCCCUUUCUACAUGAAAGGUACUAGUAAGACUGGAAUUCCAAUUUUCUGGUACAGAACCCUUCAAGAUGUGCCACAAGGUAACAGCUUUUAUUUAGCACAUGAAUUUUUUGAUGCUCUACCAAUACAUAAAUUCCAGAGAACAGAAAAGGGCUGGCGUGAAGUGUUGAUUGAUAUAGAUCCAGAAGUUCCAGAUAAGCUGCGGUUUGUUCUGGCACCAGCUGUCACCCCAGCUGCCAAAUAUUUUAUACAGGAUGAAGAACCAAGGGACCAUGUGGAAGUAUGUCCUGAUGCUGGUGUCCUCAUUCAGAAAUUUGCUUGCCGCAUUGAAAAGGAUGGAGGAGCUGCAUUGAUUGCUGAUUAUGGUCAUGACGGAACCAAGACUGACACUUUCAGGGGUUUCCGCAAUCAUAAGCUUCAUGAUGUUUUGAUAGCACCUGGUACUGCAGACUUGACAGCAGAUGUUGACUUCAGCUACCUCCAAAGGAUGACUCAGGGAAGAGUAGCCACCCUGGGGCCUAUAGCACAACAAGAAUUCUUAAAAAAUAUGGGCAUUGAUGUCCGGCUACAGGUACUGUUGCAGAAUUCACACGAUGUGACAGUUCGUGAGCAGUUGAUUCGUGGCUACCAGAUGCUUACCGAUCCCAAGAAAAUGGGAGAGCGUUUUUAUUUUUUUGCACUGCUGCCUCAUCAUAGACUUAAAAGUUCUGACAAGCAAGUGAAUCCAGGUCAUGCAAAAUCUCCUGUCCCUGCACCUAUUGCUGGAUUUGGUGAAAUGCUGUGGCAGUAAAUCCAAAAGUUCCUGUUCUUGAUAAAAUAGGAAAGUUUUCCAUGCUAACCUAUUAAAAGAAUGACAGUAAAAAGUCUAUUUUUAUAUUUACACACACACACACACACACACAGAAUUAAGAAAAUAACUAUGGAAUUUUCUUGCAAAAGUCACCGCCUUGCAUAAUUACAAAUACUGUUAAGAUGUAUCCACAUUAGUCUGUCUUUGUGCUAACCUGUAAACACAAAAUCUCCCACUUUUCUGUCCUACUUUCCCAGGCAGCUUCCUUGUUUAUUACCUCAGGUGUAUCAGCACUUCAGUGCUGGCUGGAGCCCUAAGAAAUCUUAAAGGGUCAGACACAUGCCCCACCCCCACUUUGAUAAGUAUUUCCUGCCAGUCACAAGCAACUUUAUUUUCAGCCCUGCUAUUCAUUGUUGUUACUGCAACAUCCUGUAGCUUAAUCAGUUGGAGGUAACGAAAAUGACCUGCCAGAAAUGGAGCAAGUUUUACACACUAACAAACUCACUGGACAGUAAUGAAAAUAGGUUUCAGUGGAGUUUUACCCUUCAGCUUAAGUCUUGCUAUAAAGCUUAGCAAAGCACACUGUGAAGUUAAAGGUUACUAUUUCCUUU